UCCUCUUUCUUCUCUUCCACUCUUCCUUUGUCCCUUUCGUCUCACUUUUUUUUUUCUUUUCCCUCGUGCUCAUUCGUUAAUCCUCCUUACGCAUCAAAGUUGUAUCGCUACAAUGGCUUACUCAACACUCACCAGAGCCGAGUUGCGAGACCGCAUUCGAGGGUGUCUGAUCGGCUCCGCAGUUGGCGAUGCUUACGGCCUCGCUACUGAGUUCAUGAGCCGCAGCACAGUCGAGGUCAUCUAUGGCAACGGGCCCAUAGCCUUCGGACGCGAUCCAGGUUAUCCGGUAUGGGAGGAUCACCAUCGAUCGAUCGCGGACCGAAACGAUUUCACAGACGAUACCGACCAACUGCUUCUCAUCCUUCAAUCCCUGCAACAAACGAGAGAUGGGAAGCUGGACCCGGUCAAUUUCGCUCACAGGCUGCUCGAAUGGUUAUAUCAGGGGAUCCCGGAGAUAGGUACAGACCCCGGGCGCGGACUAGGUUUUACCGUCGGCCAAGUCAUUCACCAUCCGUUGUUCAAAAAGAACCCGCACAGGGCAGCAUUUGAGGUGUGGGACGCUUCUGGACGCAAUUUAGCCCCCAAUGGGGCUGUGAUGCGUACAGCUGUUCUUGGUAUCGAAUCCUUUUGGGAUGAACCCCGCGUAGUAGAAAAUACGAUGGCGGCUGCAAAGGUCACCCACGCGGAUCCACGCUCGGUCGUUAGCGCUCUUGUCUCGUCAGUGCUAAUUUCGCGGCUCCUUCGCGGAGGCGGGCUUGAUGCUGUUCAUGAUAGCACCUGCAUUUGGAACCCCAAGCUAGGUGACCACGAGUAUCGGCGGGAGCUGCUCUCUUAUCUGCAGCGCGGGACGAACAUGCAGCACGGCCAAUUCUUAAACCCAGUUUAUCCCGAGGCAACCUCAUCCAACCAAUACCGCCCUAAGGAUUAUGAGGCACUGGGGGCGAAGCUUUUGGAAGAAGAAGCACAAUCCGAAGAGUCAUACAGAGCGCAGCUCAAGAACCGCAGUCAUUUGGGUUGGAAUAUGAAACGUCCGCAGGUCAUCUUUCGUCCGGAUAAAGGCUGGUCUGGCAUCGACUGUGUAGGCGAGGAUGAGGCUAUGGGCGCAUUAGCACGUUCUGUUGUAGCCGAUUACAAGUUUUUGCUGCAGGAAACUGAUGUCGCCCCAACUACCAAACCGGAAGAACAACAUUACCAAGAACGAUGGGCCACAGAGUUGGAAGCCCAUUGUUUCCCACAAUCCUUGCGUCAGCUCGAAUUGGGUGAAGGCACGAAAAUCGGUUAUACUUUUAAGUGCAUUGGUGUGGCAUACUACGGCGCCACUCGGCGUGUGGACCCCUCUCCAACGGCACCAGAGUAUAGUGGUCCAGCAGGGCUGUUUCGAGGCGUUAUGGAGCAGGUCACUUUGCAGGGCGGGGAUGCAGACACCAAUGACGCUGUCAUGGGCUCGCUGCUCGGUGCCCGGUUUGGACUCGAAAAGGGUAUUCCUACUGGCUGGUGGACGGAGCUCCAGCACUUGAAAUGGUUUGAAGACACAGUCGAUCAGUUCUUAGAUCGUGUUCUCUCUCAGUACGAUACAGCGGCUAUUUAAAUACAGGGGUGUGUAAUGCUAUUUUGAACGAAUAAAGGUAC
Molecule: messenger RNA, 1629 nt
Organism: Gamsiella multidivaricata
Lineage: Eukaryota; Fungi; Mortierellomycota; Mortierellomycetes; Mortierellales; Mortierellaceae
Product: ADP-ribosylglycohydrolase-domain-containing protein
Exons: 3
Coding region: 113-1588 (491 amino acids)
Source: RefSeq, a predicted model, not a curated record